Messenger RNA from Drosophila subobscura, 3010 nucleotides. It is a transcript of the gene LPCAT, whose product is annotated as lysophosphatidylcholine acyltransferase. Gene Ontology annotation, molecular function: calcium ion binding. The transcript is spliced from 8 exons. Lineage: Eukaryota; Metazoa; Arthropoda; Insecta; Diptera; Drosophilidae. Bases 220 to 1860 code for a protein of 546 amino acids. The record is from RefSeq and is a predicted model, not a curated record.
ACCAACCCACAUACACACUACCCACGACUUUAUUGUUGCUGAACAAAAAGUGUAGCUUAAAACAGUUCGGAAUCCAAGGAAACACUCAGUAUACGGGCGGUCGUAUAAUCUACACUAAAGUCGGACUCGUAUCCUUUUAUUUAUUUGUGUGUUUUCGUGUGAAAGUGCGCAAGCGAUACAGUUACCGCGGGGGAGAGAAAACGUGCGAGUGCGAGUGCAAUGACAACGUCGACAGUAAAGCGAUGCCGACGAUCGUCGCAGACGGCGCCCGCUAGCGGCGAUGCCGUUCCCGGGGAGGAUGCGGAUGUUGUAAUGGCCAAUGAUAGUCCCAUCCACACCAGCGGAAGUCUGUCGAAGCGGGACUCCGAGGAGGAUGCAUGGGCAUCCAAGGGAUACAACUACAUCAAUCCCUUCGUGCACCGCGUCGAAAUCGACAGUCACAUUGAGGUGGCCAAGGUGUAUGUGCUGACGGUUUUGUUGCUGCCCAUUCGUGUGGUCGGAUGUGUGCUCUCCCUUCUCUCUGCGUGGAUGUUCGCCUGCAUUGGGCUCUAUGGCAUGACGCUGGAUGAUCUCAAGGCAAGGCCGCUAACCGGCUGGCGCAAGCAAAUGCAAUACAUGACGGCGAAGGCCAUGCGCAUGUUGUACACUUCGGGAUCAUUUCACUACAUAAAUAUGAAGGGUACACCGGCGACACCCAAGCAGGCGCCCAUACUGGUGGUGGCACCGCAUUCCUCCUAUGUGGACUCCAUACUGGUGGUGGCCACCGGACCGCCAUCGAUAGUGGCCAAACGAGAGACGGCCGACAUACCGCUGCUGGGUCGCAUCAUCAACUACGCCCAGCCGAUCUAUGUGCAGCGUGAGGAUCCCAAUUCCAGGCAAAACACCAUAAAGGACAUUGUAGACCGUGCACGAUCCACAGACGAUUGGCCGCAGGUUGUCAUCUUUGCCGAGGGCACCUGCACAAAUCGCACGGCACUGAUCAAGUUCAAGCCGGGCGCCUUCUAUCCGGGUGUGCCCGUGCAGCCAGUCCUGCUCAAAUAUCCGAAUAAAUAUGACACCUUCACCUGGACCUGGGAUGGGCCCGGCGUGCUACGUUUGCUUUGGAUGACCAUGACACAGUUCUACAAUCGCUGCGAGGUGGAAUAUCUGCCCGUCUAUCAGCCGAACGAAGCCGAAAUGGCCGAUGCAAAUCUCUAUGCAAACAAUGUGCGCAAGGUGAUGGCCAAGGCUCUGGGUGUGCCCACAUCGGACUAUUCCUUCGAGGAUGUCAUCAUAAUGAGUCGCGCUCGUGACAUGAAGAUACCCUUUCCCGGCGACAUUGUAGAGAUUGAGCGUACCAUCGAGCAACUGGGCCUGUUGGAGAGCACACGAGACACGGAGCUGUGCGAAUUAUACUUGAGUUUGUCCAACACGGACAAGCUGGACAUUAUCACCUUUGCGGAGCUGCUUCAGGUGGAUCUCAAGAAUCCGAGCUUGCACAAAUUGUUUGCCCUGCUGGAUCAUCGUCGCCGUGGCACAGUCUCGCUGAAAAGCUUCCUCCUGUGCUCGCUCUUUAGCAAAUUGAAAAACGCCGAUCUAGCGACCUUUCUACGCGCACUUGUCAAUCUCUAUAGCGAAUCGAGUGAGAAAAUAAGCAGGGAGAGCUUUGUGCGUCUGAUGCGGCAUGCGGGGGGCAAGCUGAACGAACAAAAGGCCCAAGCGCUGUACUUUGCGCUGGACACAGCCAACCUUGGCUACGUAUCCUUUGAUUCCCUUGUGGCAUACACAGAAAAGCAAUCGAGCUACAAGUUCUUCUAUCACAAAUCGGAGCACAUAAGAAGAUCAAAAACGACCAAGAAUGCCGCAGGCAGCCCCAACUAAAGCUGGCACUUUAAAGUAAAUUGAGAGCAAAAUGCAGGAUAGAAAAUACGGAAGAUUUGAGGAAUGUUUUUAGAGAGAAAAAGCCCAAGCCCCAGCCCCAGCCCCCAAACCUAGGCAGAAAGUGUAACUGUCGGAGUGUAUAUUUUUAAUAUUUAUUUACCGUGUAGCGCACGUGCCCCCCCCUGGCACCCAUAAAAUUUAGUUAUUCUAAUUUCUACGAUUAUUACCUUAAUGAAUAUCCUUUUUUUUUGAUGAUGUUGUUGUUGUUGUCACAGCAGAUGUGGAACUGUCUGCGUGCCGCCAGCCUUGUUAUUAUUUAUACUUACUCUGGACUCUUAACGCAAGUCAUUUCAUCUUUGUGAUUUUUUUUUAUACACACAAACAAAGCAACCAACUUACGUUACUUAUUAGGCGUUAUACAUAUACACUUAAAUAUACAUAAACAAAAAAAGAAACAAAAGAACAACAUAAUUACACGUAAACUAUAUAUAAAUGUCUAUGUAGAGGCAGGCAGGCUAACGUCCAACGUAAUGUGUAUGGUAUUUGAUUUGCCCACUUCAAAGCGUUUCAAAAUACAUCAAAAUAUAGAUAUUGCACGGCAAGCCAUAAGUAUAAGACUAGGUAUGUACCAUGUAGAGAGGUGUGUGUGUGUGUGUGUGUGUGUGGCCACCACCCACCCAUACCCAUCCAAUGACACGAGAGUUCUUGCAACUGCAGAGCCAACCUUGGGCCCCCACACACAGAGCGAACCCACAUAGAAGAACCACCAAGCCAAGCACAUUAAAUGAAAGCAAUUAUUAUUGUUAAAGCUUGAAUUUAUGACAACUUAUGGAACACUGUACUGAACCCAGAAAGAACCAAAACAAAAAAGGCAGCACACUAAAUGGAAAUUAAUUUCAAAAUUGUUUUUACAAGCCCUAAAAGCAAAGGCAAAUAUGUGAGCUUCCUGCGCUUUUGAAUCCUUUAUUCAGUACGGUUUAGGGUACUGCCAAUCAGCCAACCAGUCAACCAGUAGAAGCAGCCAAAACACCAUUAGAGGAACUCCGUUAGCAAACCAAGACACACUCUUCCGUUCUCUAGUUCCUAUCCAUAUGGCGACAGUAGCUCAUAAUAAUAAUAAUCUCUUUGUGCAUUUGUAACUAAUACAGAA